AAGCAAGUAUAUGCAACAGCCAAAGAACACAAACUCUAAAGAAAGGCGAAAAAAUCUCUAAGAAAACAUCAAUGGGACUACAAGGUCAGCUCUCCGACGUCUCCUCCGAUUCGAUACCUCUGAUGCUAUUGGCUCUCCUCGCCACUUUCAUCAGGCACGUUCGGUCUCUUCUCCUCCUCCCUUCUUCUGCCGCCCCCGUUGUUGUUGUUGUUUCCUCAAACCUCAGCGUCCUCGCCGACCAGCUCAACCUUAAUCGCCUCUUCUCGUACCGCUACUCCGAUAACGCAGCCUCCGAGUGCAUCGUGUGCUUGUCUUCACUCAAGACCGGAGAACAAGUGAGGAAGCUCGAUUGCAGACACGUCUUCCAUAAGCAGUGUUUGGAAGGUUGGCUUCAACAUCUCAACUUCAACUGCCCGCUCUGUAGAUCUCCAUUGCUACCUCAUCAUCAUCAUAGCCAAGGCAGUGAUACGGCGAUCUCAGCCUUCCCUCUUCGCUCUCAUUGAUUUUUAUGUGAACAAAGAAGAAAGAAAGAAAGAGAGAAGAAGAUGGAGGGAGGAUGUUUUUGAUCUCACGGCCCUUCUCCUCUUUCCUUUUUUUAGGAGAAGAUUAUUUCUUACUAAAGCAGAUUGAUUCUU
Arabidopsis arenosa is the source of this 635-nucleotide messenger RNA. NCBI's taxonomy places the organism in Eukaryota, Viridiplantae, Streptophyta, Magnoliopsida, Brassicales, Brassicaceae. The record is from the annotation of a GenBank genome assembly.